AUGGGUUACUGGGUUCUAAAUGAAACAACUUCCUUGAUUCUGGUAACAUGGCUGGGAUUAAAUGCAUAUUUAUUCAUUGAUACCUUUAUCUGGUAUGAUAAAGCUGAAUCAUACUACUAUACACGGGUGAUACUAGGGUCUACUCUAGCUUGGGCAAGAGCUUCUGCAAUGUGUCUGAACUUUAACUGCAUGCUGAUUAUACUACCUGUCUGUCGAAAUUUUGUAUCUCUGCUCAGAGGAACUAGUGCAUGUUGCAGAGGAGAUCUCAGAAGGCUGCUUGACAAAAACAUUACAUUUCAUCGGUUUGUUGGCUAUAUGAUCGUACUUCAUGCAGCCAUCCACAUUGUCGCACAUUUUAUUAAUAUAGAACGCUACCAUAUGAGUCGGUCAGUAGAGGCUGGGGAAUUGUGUAACAUACUAGCAAACAUCGGCAAUCGGUCGAAUGAAAAUUACUUAAAUCCAAUUAGAAGCUACAAUAAAAAUAUUAUAAAAGAAGUGAUUGUCUCUAUAGCUGGCAUCUCUGGCUUUGUCAUCACAUUGACUCUUGUGUUAAUUGUAACGUCAUCUACAGAAAUCAUAAGAAGGUCAUUUUAUGAAGUCUUCUGGUAUAUCCAUAACCUAUCUAUUAUUUUCUUCAUCGGACUCGUUUUACAUGGUACCGGACAGAUGGUUCGUGGCCAGACAUCAGAAAGUAUGUUAUUACAUAAUCUUUCAUAUUGUAAAGACCAUUACUAUGAGUGGGGUGAAACUGAACAAUGUCCUAUACCAAGAUUUUCUGGUAACAAACCAGCGACAUGGAAAUGGGUUGUUUUCCCUUUGGUAUUCUAUGUAUGUGAAAGGAUAAUUCGAUUUUGGAGAUCUAAGCAAGAAGUUGUCAUCACAAAGGUUGUCACUCACGCAUCGGGUGUCCUAGAAAUUCAAAUGAAGAAAAGGGGUUUUGCUAUGGAACCAGGCCAAUAUAUUUUUCUUCAAUGCCCUGCUGUUUCAUGGCUAGAGUGGCAUCCUUUCACAUUAACUUCAGCACCAGAAGAACCAUUUUUUAGUGUGCACGUGAAGGCUCUUGGAGACUGGACAAAAGGCCUCCUUGCAGAAUGUGGGGCAAGCAGGAAUAUGUGUUUGGAGCCUUGGCAGCUGCCAAGAUUGGCAGUUGAUGGACCUUAUGGAUCAGCUACAACUAAUGUAUUCCACUAUCAUGUUAGUGUAUGCAUUGCAGCAGGGAUUGGAGUGACACCUUUUGCAUCUGUCCUAAAAUCGGUGUGGUACAAAUACUGCUCUCCGAAUAGUGAUAUUGGAUUAAGAAAGAUAUAUUUCUAUUGGCUUUGUCGGGACACUCAUUCAUUUGAAUGGUUUGCUGAUCUCCUGAUCUCCUUAGAAGAACAAAUGUCAGAGCAAGGCAAAACGGACUUUCUUAGUUAUCAUCUUUUUCUCACCAGCUGGGAUGAAAACCAGGCUGCACACAUAGCUUUUCAUUGUGAUAAUGACCUGGAUGUUAUCACAGGACUAAGGCAUAAAACAAACUUUGGAAGACCCAACUGGAAUAAAGAAUUCAGAUAUAUAGCAGACAGACAUUCAGGAACUAGUAUAGGGGUGUUCUUCUGCGGACCAAAAUCUCUUUCCAAAAUACUGAACAGUAUGUGCCAUUUGCAUUCAUCAUCUGAUCCAAGAGGAGUCCAUUUUCAUUAUAACAAGGAGAGUUUUUAA
Messenger RNA from Bufo bufo (common toad), 1701 nucleotides. RefSeq names its product NADPH oxidase 3 (gene NOX3). Bases 1 to 1701 code for a protein of 566 amino acids. Gene Ontology annotation, cellular component: NADPH oxidase complex; plasma membrane. The record is from RefSeq and is a predicted model, not a curated record. NCBI's taxonomy places the organism in Eukaryota, Metazoa, Chordata, Amphibia, Anura, Bufonidae. Gene Ontology annotation, biological process: superoxide anion generation; defense response. Gene Ontology annotation, molecular function: superoxide-generating NAD(P)H oxidase activity. The transcript is spliced from 13 exons.